GAGCUGUUGUUUGAAGUGGUAAAACGUGUUGCAACUAACUUACUAUUGCCAAGUAAGAAAGCAUCACUCAGUAGAUAUUCUAGAACUGAUGAACGGAUAUGUCUGACUCUAUAGAAAUGGGUGAAGAAACUGUUAGUUUAACUCGUCACAAUGCUGCAAGAUGUACAGUUGCUAGACGUUGUCGGGAAUUUUAUCUUCGUAGAUUAGAAAGAACGGAAAUUAUGAAAAGGAGAUGGAGUAUGUGUACUGUAGAAGAAAAUGAUAAAAUUAUUACACCUAAGAAGACAUCUUCCACGCCGGAUAUCACCGAAAGUGUGGAACAAUUAGAUGUAGAUGGAAAAGAAUGUUUAGACUCUUAUAACGAAAGAUGUAGUUUGGAUUUAGCUAUGAAAUGUCUUAGACAAGAAAUUACUUCUUUGGUAUCUCAAGAUAAUGAUUUAUUUCGUCAACUGUUAACACUCCACGAUUCGAUAGCAGAACUAAGGGAGAAGCACAAUUCAGUGAUGAUCACGUGUUUGAACGAAGAGCCAGAUACAAGCCACAGCCCCAGUUGGGAAUCGCUUUCGGAUACAGACCACACAAUGUCACCAACGUCGACUUUAUCUUCGUGUUCUAGUCAGUCGCAGUCUAUGAUAUCAUUUGGUACCCCUGGUGGUAUGCGACGUCACACCACCACCGAAACUGAUUACAAUGUAUGUAUGAGAUGUCGCACCGGAAGUAAAGGAGCACCACCUCGACGUAGAAGUGUUCAUCACAUUUAUACAUUAGAUGAUAUUGAUUCGUACGAUUCUGGUGUACAAUUACACGGUUGUCAUUCUGAUUCGGAUCACGAAAUUUUUGUAUAAUUAUUAAUUUUUUAAUAUGAGUGUGUCUUAAUUUUCUUGAGUCGAGAGAGACUUGACGCUAAAAUUCCUUGGCAUCUGUGAAAGAUGAAAUUAUCAAGGAGUUUAAAUAUAAGGAAUGUUUAUUAAAAGGAAACUUUUGGAUGCCACACAAGUGUGGCAGUCAGUAUUUACUGUAAUUUUACCUAGUCAUUCCGCCAAUUAUAUUAGGUAAUUUGUGUAUAAAAAUCGUAAAAAAUAAAUUUUCAGUGUCUUAAAAA
Centruroides sculpturatus (bark scorpion) is the source of this 1102-nucleotide messenger RNA. RefSeq lists its product as uncharacterized. The transcript is spliced from 2 exons. Lineage: Eukaryota; Metazoa; Arthropoda; Arachnida; Scorpiones; Buthidae. The record is from RefSeq and is a predicted model, not a curated record. The coding region runs from base 99 to 845 and encodes 248 amino acids.